This is a messenger RNA of Varroa destructor (honeybee mite), 3249 nucleotides long. RefSeq lists its product as uncharacterized. Lineage: Eukaryota; Metazoa; Arthropoda; Arachnida; Mesostigmata; Varroidae. The record is from RefSeq and is a predicted model, not a curated record.
UUUGGUCAUUUCAUUUCGAUCUCAUAACGACGAAGCUAUGAAUGAUCAACAAGAGUUUCAGUCAACACAGUGUCCGAAGGUCUUAGAUGCGAACACCAAUGGGCUGUCUAUGUCAGCAUGUUAUAAAGAAUCCACUGAUGUUCCAGCUAGACCCGCAGAUGUGGCUUCUGGACAAGCACAAGCACCUGGACAGGGGAUGUCAAAGGCCGUUUCAUGGUCUAACAUUUAUCAAGAAUCAGCAAACACCCGAAAUUGUUCAAAUGUUACGGCAUCAACAAAUACUGCCGCAGUGAGUACUCUACCCCCAGCAAAAGAUUCAGGAACUCUUCGAGCUCCUCCUAUCGUAGGAAGUACCAAUAUAGAAUCACCUAUGCCUGCCGCGCUACCACCGGUUGUUUCUGCAUCUUCUGUGCAUUUCGAAAUGACGACUCCGUCUCCAGCGUCAACAUUAGCAACAACGACUAUCCCUGCACUGUUUGCAGCCCCUGCAGCCAUAAUGGCCCCAGUGUCUACACCGGCCUCAGGAAUAGCUUCAGUUUCGGGUCCGGUUCCUACCACGGACCCUGCCCCGGUAGCAGCUCCUGUUCUGCCUGCGGUUUCAGGCAUGCCUCGAAUUCAAAGUCCGACGUCAGCAUCCCUUCCAACGUCGACUUGCUGUGAUAGUGCAGGCGUUUUACCCACCCAAACGUCUACUUUAAAUCCGGCUGUUGCUCAAGUUCAGACCGUAGUACCGCCUGAAACCCACUCUGCAGGCUCGAUACCCAUGAAAAUACCGAUGUUACUAAAGAACUUAGAGCCAAUGAUGCUUAACAGUGGUUUUAACAAUACUGCGACUGUUUCAUCCCCAGGCACUCCAUCGACGUUGCAACCACCUGACACAUUAGCGGAAAAUUUGAAGGAUGGAGGCCAAAGAGCCAACUUGAUGGAAGCUCCACAGGCCUGUGUGACGAACCUCAAGCCAGAAACAGGGAAACUAUCUAACGCGGCCGAUGUCAAAUUGCAGAUGUCCAGUUUAAGUUCACCAAUGGGAUCCUCGAUUGAGGAAGGGAUUGAGGCCAAAAAUGCAGUUGGACUUGCUCGCCCUCAAGUCUAUGUCGCCCGUACACCUUCCCGUCAUAAUUCGCAGGACCUACUAAUGGUACCAAUGAUUUACAAUGCAGCCAAGUCUUCCCAGCAGCAAGUUUCUUAUCCGUCAUCAGUUCCGCCAUCUCCAGAAAGGCUCGCUCAAGAUGAAAUUCUUCAUGGCAGCAAGGAGAAUCAGUCAAUCUUAAGGGAACCGCGCAGGCCCUCCUGCACGUACAUGAAUUCAUCCAUAAACGAGCCAGCUGUGUCUACUCUCCCAGUGGUUCGUUUCGCUGGUGUCAAGAAAGUUCAGUUUAGCAACAGCGGGACUUCCCUGCCGCGUGUCAAAUCUGCUACGCCUUCAGACCUCAAUGAAGUUGUGUCUCGUAAUUCAAGCAAUUCCAGUUUAUCGGGAGUGUACGAUGAACGGCCCGAGAUGAUCAUACACCAUCAGCUGAUGUUACCAAACCCUGUGAUCGUUCGUCGGACUUGUGCUCACAAAAAUCAUUUUAUGUCUCUCGAGCUGUUCGUCUUCUUGGUGGUGAUUCUGAACCUCGUCUUUCUAAGUUCGGUCGUCUACCGAACUCUAUACGAUGAACUCAAGCCUGCCCAAGAGCACGUCGUAAAGUGGACUGCAACGGUUUGAAAACGAUUUUAAUCUUUUGAAAAUGUGAGGCACGGUUUCAGCGUUCGGGUACCCGAUAAUGUGCUGUUAAAAUAUGCACUGAGUAAGGCUUUUAGGUUCAAAUAUAAGAUCAAUUCUACUGUUUCUGUAUUGUGGAUUGCUUUUAUAUUGUAUUUAUCUUAAUUUUGGCCACAUACACAUCCACAAUAGAAACAUACUGUAAGGUGUUGAUCUUUAGAAUGCAGACCUUUAGAUAAGCACCACGAUAUAAUCAAAACGAAUUGCCAUCGAGUCCCUAUUGCUCAAUAAGCCAUUUCCAUGGAUUUACGAUUUGACGGAUUCACGGACAAUCGAUAUCUCGCAGUUAUUCUAUAUUUAUAGUGAAAUAGAACUCUCUACAUACUACCCAACCGUUGAGUUUUUGAGUCGUAGUGUGGACUCAUUCGUAGACGAACGGUGAGUUGGUGUUCGUAAAACCACGGAAAUCUACAGACUGUUUGAUGGUGUGCCUAUUGGAGCCCGUAUAUAUGUAAGCACUGGACGCUCACGGAUAAGCUGUUUAAAAUAUCGAAAUGACUAAGUGAAAGGCAGUGGCAUAAGUGAAACGUCGUCGUAUUGCAAAACUUAGCCUUCUAUGGCAUAAUUUACAAUUUAAAAGAAGUUGAAGAAAACACAAAGAAAAUAGCGCAUCUAUAAUUGAGGGUCAAGCAGGAUAGCGUGAAGUUGCGUUACUUCCCACUACGUAGAAAGAGCUUGUUUCUAACAACAGGAGGCUGAGAUUUGAGAGCUGGAAGCACAAACGCUGUAAAUUACCAACUACAUCUAAGAACCUGAGUACCCUAUUAUUAUUGGGAUACUGGUUCGACAUCAGUCCAUUAUCCAAAUCGUGAGCGUUCUGUCAGAAAGAACCAUGCCCAAUGAAGAGUUGUGAAUUCCGUAACCGUUUGAGGUUAGGUGUUUCUCUGUUUGGAAAUUCAAGCGAACUCCAUUGUGCUUUUGAGGAAAACAUAAGCACGUGCGUACGCAAACUUUUUCUCUCCCGUUCACAGCCACUUCGGUAAUUAUGCUUAAGAUGUUUGCGUUUCGAAUACUUAUAUGUCUAAUGGUCUCUGCUCUUGUCACGAGAGUAGCAAGCAGCCCUUCGAAGAUAAUUUGGGUCUACCCACAUGAAGAGCCCGGGAAACAGACCAGAAACAAGCCAACGAAAUCGUCAAGCCUAGUUUGGGUUCGCAACAUGCAGAGCAAAGUUCUUAAGCAAAAUGGAGUUGAUCAUCCCAUAGUAUCCACGAAUAAAUGACUUCUAGUGUUAUAUAUGUACAAUGAUCGUGUGGUCAGCUGUGAACUGUUUCAUAAUGUAAUGAUGCAGAUCCAUUUACAAGUUUCAAUUCUGCAAUGACAGGUGGCACAACUUGCUCCAUAACGUUAUAGGGAUUUGCGUGAACUUUUUCGGGUAGAAUAAAAACGUGUGUCACCUAAAGUCAAAUAGUUCAGGCUCGUCAAUUAUGAAAUAACUUCAUUUACCAACAGCAUUUCUUUGAACGUCUUGAUGGUAUUCUUUCAAC